Python bivittatus (Burmese python) is the source of this 1284-nucleotide messenger RNA. It is a transcript of the gene SFXN4, whose product is annotated as sideroflexin 4. The record is from RefSeq and is a predicted model, not a curated record. Gene Ontology annotation, cellular component: mitochondrial inner membrane. Lineage: Eukaryota; Metazoa; Chordata; Lepidosauria; Squamata; Pythonidae. Gene Ontology annotation, biological process: mitochondrial transmembrane transport; monoatomic ion transport. Gene Ontology annotation, molecular function: monoatomic ion transmembrane transporter activity.
UCUCCCCGGGUGGGUGUCUUUGGCGACGUUUUCCGGAAGAGACGCUUUCCGGCGCGGCCGUCGGAACAUCAUGGAUUUGAAUUUGCAGUUCUGGAGAAACGAGGGCCAAACUUUUUCCCAAAGGCUGAGGCACUGGAUAGAAAUUUUGGACCCCCUGGUUGUAUUUGUACGUGAGGCGGACAUUAAUACAUCCAGGGAUCUUUUACGGAAUAGUGGAGAAAAUGCAACAUCUUUGCAGGAUAAAAAGAUAAAAGAUGCCUGGAAAAUAAGUCUGACCUGUGUGAAUCCCAGCACUGGGGAUACAAUUCCAUUCUUCUUUAGAGGAGGAGCUUUUGUGUGUAUUGCUGCCUCACUGGUUGCAGUUGCUUCAUUACCGUACAAAAGGUUUUGGUCAUCAUUUUCCCGGCAGUUUGUUUUCCAUGCGUAUGUUGGUGGAUUCAGUUUGGUAAACAGGAACUCUGUAAAAAGACAAUUGGAGAAUGGUGAGGGAAAGGAGUUUUCAUGGAAGCAGGCACUUCUUCCUGUUGGGAGCAUCCCAGGUUUGGCCUUAAUAGGAGCUCUCCCUAACUACAUUAUAGAACGUAAGAAAUCACUGAAUACUCCAGCGCAUUUCUUCAGCAAGGUCAUGGCAAGUGGUCUUAUGGCUACUCUCUGUGCAUUUAAUGUGUUCGCAAUGAGAAACUUUGAACGUGAGAAAGGGAUUAAGGUCAUGGAUAGCACAGGUGAAGUCAUUGGAAUGUCUCGUGUGGCGGGAAAAAAAGCUUUAAGAGAAACAGCAUUAUCCAGAGGUAUGCUCUUUGGCGUGCCAAUGAUUAUUUCUGAAACUACUGUGUAUCUCAUAAAUCGCAGAAGAGUCUUCCCACAAAGGUCAGUGUUACUGAGAGUGAUACUGACGUAUUUUUUCUGCUGGUUAAUACUACCUGUUUCCCUGAGUUGGAUUCCACAACUGAGAGAGAUAAAGCGACAUGAACUUGAGCCUGAUCUGGUCUCUUCCACUAAAGAAACAUUUUUUUAUUAUAGGGGAGUUUAAUAAUGGGAGACCUUGAUGAUUUUCCAGGAAUGCCAUUCUUGUUAUCAUGAAGCUUGCUUUUAUGCAUAAAAGAGGAUCUCUGGUAGUGAGGUGGAAGUUGGUCUGAAUAGUUGCCAGUAUUUUGAGUCAAUUGUGUAUGAAAACUGAAGCUAAUUGGGGGAAGAAUAAGCAUGCUCUUAUUGAUAGCUCUCUGUACAGAAAGUAUUGGAUUUUAUGAUCUACCUAUGUCCAACAAUAAAAAGGCCAUUAUGCAA